GCUCACUGAAGGGGAGAUUAGACUGCGGUAAUCUGGACUCAGGAAAAACAGCGGCCAUGACUCCCGUCCAAAGUUGCCUCUCGUGGGCAUCCCACCUCCCUAGAACAUAAAAUAAAGUAUAUUUUAUAGUAUUUUGACCAUAUUGAGGACAACUAAGUGCAACUUGGACAAUGUAUGGGAAUUUGAUUUCUCAUCAACGCAGCUGAAGUUUGGAUGUGUUAGCGGGGACUAAGCUGUCGGGAGCGUGCACAGGCUGGACCGGGAAAGAUGGAGAUCCGGCCAGACAGGUUUAAGGCCGCCGCGGCUAAAACCCUUGGCAAAAUCUAUGGCGCUCUGGAGAAGAAGCAGGAGAAUGGCGAGACCAUCGAGCUGUCGGCCGAGGGUCGUCCGGAGUUGGUGGAGGAGAAGGAGUUGCCGGCGGUGGACUGCACGUGUUUCGGGCUACCGCGCCGCUACAUUAUCGCCAUCCUGUCAGGCAUUGGUUUCUGCAUCUCCUUCGGUAUCCGCUGCAAUCUGGGCGUGGCCAUUGUCAGCAUGGUGAACAGCCACACUAUCUACAGGGACAACAAGGAAGUCGUGGUGAAAGCUCAGUUCGACUGGGACCCAGAGACAGUGGGAAUGAUCCACGGCUCCUUCUUCUGGGGUUACAUCGUCACGCAAAUUCCCGGCGGCUUCAUCUGCCAAAAAUUUGCCGCUAACAGAGUUUUCGGGUUUGCCAUCGUUGCCACUUCCUUCCUCAACAUGCUCAUCCCGUCGGCGGCCCGCAUGCACUUUGGCUGCGUCAUCCUCGUCAGGGUGUUUCAAGGCCUGGUGGAGGGGGUGUCGUACCCGGCCUGUCACGGCAUUUGGGCCAAAUGGGCACCGCCCCUGGAGAGAAGCCGCCUGGCUACGACAGCUUUCUGCGGUUCUUAUGCGGGUGCUGUCAUCGCUAUGCCAUUGGCUGGGAUUCUGGUCCAGUACUCAGGAUGGUCCUCAGUCUUUUAUGUCUACGGAAGUUUCGGCAUCAUGUGGUACUGCUUCUGGAUCAUGGUGUCGUACGAAAGCCCCGCCGCCCAUCCCACUAUCACGGAAGAGGAGCGCAAAUACAUCGAGGAAAGCAUCGGCGAGUCGGCUCAACAUUCCGUGACGAAAUUCAACACGCCGUGGAGGGCCUUCUUCACCUCCAUGCCGGUCUACGCCAUCAUCGUGGCCAACUUCUGUAGGAGCUGGACCUUCUACCUGCUCCUCAUCAGUCAGCCCGCCUACUUUGAGGAGGUCUUCGGAUUCGAGAUCAGCAAGGUGGGAAUCGUGUCUGCGCUUCCCCACCUGGUGAUGACCAUUAUUGUGCCAAUCGGAGGCCAGAUUGCCGACCACCUGCGCUCCAAUCACAUCAUGACCACCACUAACGUCAGGAAACUCAUGAACUGCGGAGGUUUUGGCAUGGAGGCCACUUUGCUGCUGGUGGUGGGCUUCUCCCACACCAAGGGUGUGGCCAUCUCCUUCUUGGUUCUCGCGGUGGGAUUUUCAGGCUUUGCCAUUUCAGGUUUCAAUGUCAACCACUUGGACAUUGCGCCACGCUACGCCAGUAUCCUCAUGGGCAUCUCCAAUGGGGUGGGCACGCUUUCCGGCAUGGUGUGUCCGCUAAUAGUCGGCGCCAUGACAAAACAUAAGACACGUGAAGAGUGGCAAGGCGUGUUUCUCAUCGCCUCUAUCGUCCAUUAUGGUGGCGUCAUAUUUUACGGCCUCUUCGCCUCCGGGGAGAAGCAAGCCUGGGCCGAGCCGGAGCAGCUAAGCGACGAGAAGUGUGGCAUCCUAGACGAGGACGAGCUGGCUAACGAGACCGAAGAGCUGUACCGAAAUGCAGGCGGGGGCGGCGGCGGCUACGGGGCCACCGCCCAGGACCCCAACGGGGGCGGUGGCUGGGUGUCGGACUGGGACAAAACGGAGGAGUACGUUCAGCCGGCAGGAAACGACGGCCAACAGAUGACCUAAAACGGCCUGGAGCGCCGGGAACGUUUACAACGACUGGAGCGGCUCCGCUCAUGGGCGGAACGAACUUUUCUAGAGUCCGCCUGCUUGAGCGAAAACCGCACAGUGGACAUUAGUCAAUCUACGUGUUUGUGUGUGAUCGCGUUUCGUCCUAGACUCGAUUUGGUUAAUCUUAGACGAACAUUUUUACGCCUCCAGUCAUAGUAUUUCGACAAAAGACUUGAGGAUGAAUGUUGUUUUCGUGCACAAUUUCAAGACAUCUUGUGCCAAUUUACGAGCGACACGGACCACCUCGCCACUGGCUGCUAUUGACGUCGGUAGACGUCCAAUCCAGUU
Messenger RNA from Corythoichthys intestinalis (scribbled pipefish), 2304 nucleotides. Its product is annotated as vesicular glutamate transporter 1-like. Gene Ontology annotation, biological process: neurotransmitter loading into synaptic vesicle; transmembrane transport; monoatomic anion transport. The record is from RefSeq and is a predicted model, not a curated record. Lineage: Eukaryota; Metazoa; Chordata; Actinopteri; Syngnathiformes; Syngnathidae. Gene Ontology annotation, molecular function: neurotransmitter transmembrane transporter activity; L-glutamate transmembrane transporter activity. Gene Ontology annotation, cellular component: synaptic vesicle membrane; excitatory synapse. Bases 268 to 1971 code for a protein of 567 amino acids. The transcript has 14 exons.